This is a messenger RNA of Schistosoma guineensis, 1191 nucleotides long. NCBI's taxonomy places the organism in Eukaryota, Metazoa, Platyhelminthes, Trematoda, Strigeidida, Schistosomatidae. The record is from the annotation of a GenBank genome assembly.
UACACAUUAUACACAAUCAAUCUCUAAUUCACUCUGACUAUUUCCUGCUUAACUCACAGCUUCAUUCAAUAUCAAAAUAAACACGGUCAUAACAACACAAUCAACGGUCAGUGAUCAACACACACACACACACACACGCACACACGUAUAUCAUACAGUUAAUUGUCAGUGAGAUAACCGAACACGAUAGAGAGAGACAAUUUGCAUUGAUAAAUAAUUCUGGCAGUAACAAUUCAAUCGACACGCAGUUAUCGAAAAGCCUGUCGCAGGAGAAAUAUGGCUUCAUGUGCAGAGAAAUAUGCCAACAAACAGCAUAUUAUCGCUGAUCGUCUACGAUUGACUUCAAGUCCAUUGGUGCGUGCAUGUUUGGGCGAAUUCAUGGGUUCAAUCAUUUUGAUGAUCUUCGGUAGUGGUGUGCUAGCACAAGUGAUCCUGGGUGAUCAUGGCAGACAUGCUCAUGGAACAUUCAUCUCAAUCAGUAUGGGAUGGGGUUUCGCAGUGUACAUGGCAGUGAUGUUCUCAGGACAGUGUGGUUCUGGACACUGUAAUCCAGCAGUGACUUUGGCAGCUGCAGUCGUCGGUAAACUGCCAUUUCGUCGAAUACCGUUUUAUACAUUCUUUCAAAUACUCGGUGCUUUCCUCGGUUCAUUGGUUGUCUUCGCCUUAUAUCGUGAAAAAAUCAUAGAAUAUGCCGACUUGCAUGACAAUGGGAAGUUGUUGGUGAACUCCACAGGUGGUAUAUUCGUCACUAAUCCAUCGGCAUCUCACCUCACAUGCUUUCUCGAUCAAAUUCUCGGCACUGCAUUGUUGACAGCAGGAGCGUUCGCCAUCACCGAUCCAAAUGGAUGGAAACUUCCUGACUACUUACACCCACUACAUUUGGCAUUUAUGGUCUACGCUAUUGUUGGUUGUUUCGCAUUGAAUGCUGGAGCUGCUCUAAAUCCAGCUCGUGAUUUAGGACCCAGACUCAUGAUAUUUAUAUUCGGUUGGGGUAACCAAGCAUUCAGUGGAGGAAACUACUUCUUCUGGAUACCAAUAGCUGGACCGUAUAUUGGUGCUGUGAUCGGUGCAGUCUUAUACGAAUUGACUAUCGGUAUACAUCUGGAUAGGAAAUCCGACUUCGUUGUGGACAUUGAUUAUGAAGAAUCACAACGCGAUAGUAAGAAGUUGAUGGCGUCUGCAUCACCAUAA